AUGUCGCUAAUGUUCAAGACUUGGAACACCAAGUUCAAUGUUGAUACAUUAGGGAUCAUGCGCGGCCGGUACUUCAACCCAGUUUUAGGAAUUGUGUUCGGAGAACGAGCAAUUCGAAACUGUAUUAAAAAGCAGUUUUUAGAGAUCAAGCAGGAAUGCAAGGAAUGCUUGGGUGAUAUUCCCGUCUUGAUGUCAGAAACCGGUAUGCCAUUCGAUAUGGAUGGAAAAAGGGCAUACGAAGAUGGCAGGUAUUAUUCUCAAACCGGAGCACUCGACGCAUUGAGCUACGCCUUGGAAGGAACUGGAAUCCACCACACAUGGUGGUGUUAUACCAGUGUCAAUUGCCAUAAAUGGGGUGAUAGAUGGAACAAUGAAGACUUCUCAUUCUGGUCCCCGGAGGACAGGAACUUGGAUUUUUCGUUGAAUGAAGAUACUAUAUCUAGAUCUGCUCUGAGGAGAUCAUCUGUCGGAAGGGUUACUACCCCAAAGAGAACACCAAGCGCUCGUGUCGCAGUCCCUACUUUGAAACUGACUGUGCAAGAUUAUACUUCAUUGUUGAGAGCCAAAUGUCAGCGAUUGAAUUUGGGAACAUUUGACAAAAUAUAUCCAUCGUCUGCAAGUGAAACCGAAACUCUUGACAAGACAGAAUCUGAUGAUGCUGAGACCACCCAGGAUUUUGAUUUCAGCGAUGCUCAGUCGGUAACCUCAUCCAGUCUUAUUUCACAUAACUCUGAGAAUGUUCAUAAGAAACAUAUAAGGAGAUGUUAUCCCUCUCCAGAUGGUGUCCGUGCUGUUAGUGCUGUAAUUAGGCCGUUCGUUGUGGCACUGUCUGGUGUAUUGAAGGUUGCAGAGUUUGACUUGAAGUCUUCUGCAUUUGCCUUCACAGUAAUUUUGGAUCACAAAUUGGUUGAAAAGAACAUUCCUACAAUUGUCUUUGUGCCAAAAUGGCAUUAUCCGUUCUUGAAUGUGGGUGAUAUAUUUAUGACAGCUGGGUAUGUCAGAUAUAAUGAUACACUAGAGUAUCUUGAGUGGUACCACAAUGACGACAACAAGUCCAAGAGUCCACUGCCACCUGAAUCUUCAACAGGAAACGGUGUGCGCCAACAUUCAAUGGUCAUUAAAAAUAGCAGCGGAACACUUGAAGAUAUGACAGGCAGAGAUCGAGGUUAUUUCACCCAACCUCAAUGCCCGGUGACGUAG
This is a messenger RNA of Meyerozyma guilliermondii ATCC 6260, 1200 nucleotides long. RefSeq lists its product as uncharacterized. Bases 1 to 1200 code for a protein of 399 amino acids. Gene Ontology annotation, biological process: ergosteryl 3-beta-D-glucoside catabolic process. The record is from RefSeq and is a predicted model, not a curated record. Gene Ontology annotation, molecular function: steryl-beta-glucosidase activity. NCBI's taxonomy places the organism in Eukaryota, Fungi, Ascomycota, Pichiomycetes, Serinales, Debaryomycetaceae. The transcript has a single exon.